GGGUGGUAUCGAAACAAAAGUAUCGAGUACAUACUCGUAAUUACUUGUAUCGGACAUUUGUAACUUCGAUUUACUCGUAUCGUUUCAUCCUUACAAGAGAACCGGCUAAAAAAGUGUAUAAAGGUGUUCGAAUUUUAAAACUUUUUAGUCAUGUCGUAUCAAUAUCACCAAAUAGCCAAUUUGUUGGAAAAGAUGACUUCCAGCGACAAAGAUUUUCGUUUUAUGGCGACAAAUGAUUUGAUGACGGAAUUACAAAAGGAUAGUAUUAAGCUUGACGACGAGUCUGAGAAAAAGGUUGUACGUAUGGUUUUGAAACUUCUCGAGGAUAAAAACGGCGAAGUCCAAAAUUUAGCGGUAAAGUGCUUAGGCCCAUUAGUGAUCAAAGUGAAAGAAAGUCAAGUCGAGACUAUUGUUGAUACUCUUUGUUUGAAUAUGAUAUCAAAUGUAGAACAGCUCCGGGAUAUUUCUAGUAUUGGACUUAAAACAGUUAUAUUGGAACUCCCACAAGCACCGAAUUCUUUAGCGCCAAAUGUAUGUCGCAGAAUAACUGGAAAACUCAACAGCGCAAUAGAGAAGGUACUUAAUUCAUGACAUUUGCAUUCACGAUGUAACGAACAGGGUCACGCGUUCCGCAAACGGCUAGUUUGGUUUUUGCCGAGGGUUGACUUUAGUGUACAUCGACAUGUGUGUGUUUUAGCAAAACUAUAACGAAUUUUUUCAUAAAUUCUCCCUUAUUUCACUUUUUGGGUGGGGUUUAGUAGCGUUCACAACUAUUUACGGCUAUUCCGUCCAAAGGGGUUGCCCGGCCAAAAAAAAAUUCCGCACUGUAGUCUAGGGUCUACGCAUUAUUUUAACUCUCACUUUUGUAAAUUUUGGUCACUAAUUUAUUUACAAAUUGGGUUUGAAAUAUGCCCUUUUUUGUAAAAUUUGGA
Rhagoletis zephyria (snowberry fruit fly) is the source of this 932-nucleotide messenger RNA. Its product is annotated as cullin-associated NEDD8-dissociated protein 1-like. The record is from RefSeq and is a predicted model, not a curated record. Lineage: Eukaryota; Metazoa; Arthropoda; Insecta; Diptera; Tephritidae. Gene Ontology annotation, biological process: SCF complex assembly.